UGGCCGACUCGACCUGGAGACUCGCUCUCCACAAGGUGCGACGCGCGGACCAAAGCAGAGGCCUCGAAGGAUCGGUAGGAAUUCUCGUGAAAGCUGACUCUUCCUCUUUCGCAUGUUCACGAUCGCGCGCGCCCGUGUUCUCGUUCGGCUACCUCUUCGUCAAUCUUUUCUAUCUCGUCUUGACUCCAGCUUCUCUUUUCGUUUAUCAAGGAAUGAGUGAUCUAUAUUCAGAAGAGUAAGGAAUCUCUUGACUUUCUACAAAGUGCUUUCGAUAUAAAUCUAGGAGCAAGAUGUUAUCAUCUAUUAUUAGUGAAAACACAUCUCUCUUGUAUAUUGGACAGAACUAAAUACGUGUAUUUCAAAUUCGAGUGAGGUAACAUAGAUAAGAGUGAAUCAAACAUUCUCAAACAACAUUCUCGACAUUGGACAUCUUCGUGGAAGCGACGUUAAGACGCAAAGUGCGAAGUCGACACAUUCGACAGUGAUAACGCGUAUUCAUGUAGCGUGCAGCUUCUCUUAUCAAAUGUGUGAAACCAAUCUCUCGUACAGUCACGACUUCAUCUUCGUAUGUCAAGAGAAAUCUGCUCGCAUCGUAUCGAGGUGCCUACGACGUCUACGAUCGGUGAACGAUGUCAAUUGUCACGCGUUACGAAACAAACCGGAAUCGAUAUCAGUAGGAUUUGUAAAUUGGUGCGUUUCUUGGAACGAUUUCACGAAGUCAAACCGUUUUUUCGUUAACAGUGUGUGUUUCCUUGGUGGCAUUAAAUCAGCGAUAAAUUCGUAUGCCUGGUGCGCCUGAGUGUGAAUAUAUCGCUAACUUAAAAGACUCGUCACAAAAGUCAGCGUGUCACAAAGUCAACGCAGAAUUUCUUUUCGAAGUCUCUGCCAAGACGGUGCAAUCACAUCGCUCGUUUCAUCUUGGAUUUAUCCCACAGGAUCACAUGAAUGUUGAACUGAAGACACUCAUGACAAUUUUAAUGCCGGACAUGUGACAUGCAUAGUGAAGAAGGGAGAGCGAUGGCAGCGGCGGAAACACUUCUUCGAAGUUCCUCCGAUCUUCUCCUUGUUCGUGACAAUCGACGAGUUCACGACGCAGAAGAAGGAAUCUUCAUUCUGAGUACCUUGGCAAAGCCUACGGGUUCGUGAAGGGCAUGAAAGCUCAUCAUGUUCAACCACCGACACGGGCCACGAGCGCUAUUAAUUUACAUUUUCCUCGGCGUGACAUUCCUCCUACUGAUCGUCGCCGGCAACUGCGAUGCGUUAAUUCAACCGAGUUCUACAGACGUUAACUCCACUGAAUUCGUCAAAGGGAAAAUUUGCAUCGGUACAAAUGGCCGUCUCUCCGUGCCGUCCAAUAAACAACAUCACUACCGGAAUCUUCGAGACCGGUACACCAACUGUACUUACGUCGAUGGUAACCUGGAGAUCACGUGGCUCCAGAACAAAUCCUUCGACCUUAGUUUCCUCCAGUACAUACGGGAGGUCACCGGUUACGUCCUCAUCAGUCACGUGGACGUACGGAGGAUCGUCCUCCCAAGUCUACAGAUCAUCCGUGGCAGGACCCUUUUCAAACUCAAUAUUCACGACCACGAGUUUGCCCUCUUCGUUACGAUGUGUCAAAUGCACAACUUGGAGAUGCCGGCCCUCAGAGAUAUACUCAACGGGAGCGUGGGCAUGUACAACAACUACAAUCUCUGCCAUAUCAAAACUAUCAAUUGGGAGGAAAUAAUCACAGGUCAAAGUGGACGAUACUUUUACGUAUACAAUUUUUCAUCGCCGGAACGCGCUUGUCCAGCUUGCGACGAAAGCUGUACACAGGGCUGUUGGGGCGAAGGUCCGAAAAACUGUCAGCAAUUCUCGAAGACAAACUGCUCACCUCAAUGCUGGCAGGGCAGAUGCUUCGGCCCUAAUCCGCGCGAAUGUUGCCAUCUUUUUUGCGCAGGUGGUUGUACUGGACCCAAACAGAGCGAUUGUCUUGCCUGUAAAAAUUUCUUUGACGAUGGCGUGUGUACUCAGGAAUGCCCGUCUAUGCAAAAAUACAAUCCAACAACUUAUUCAUGGGAAGCCAAUCCUGAAGGAAAGUACGCAUACGGGGCAACUUGCGUAAGACGAUGUCCAGAACAUCUUUUAAAGGAUAAUGGUGCAUGUGUAAGAUCUUGUCCAUCGAAGAAGAAAGCAGUGAAUGGCGAGUGUGUACCUUGCGAUGGUCCUUGCCCAAAAACCUGUAAAGGAGUAGAAAAAGUUCAUUCCGGUAACAUUGACACUUUCAAGGAUUGUACCAUUAUCGAAGGAUCUAUUACGAUUUUGGAUCAGAGUUUUGAAGGUUUCCAGCAUGUCUAUCCAAACUAUACAUUUGGCAAACGAUACGAAAAAAUGCAUCCCGAUAGAUUAGAAGUUUUCAAAACGCUGAAAGAGAUUACAGGCUAUCUUAAUAUUCAAGGAGAUCAUAAGGACUUCAAGAACCUUUCAUAUUUUCGAAAUCUGGAAGUGAUCGGAGGCAGAGCACUCACAGAAUAUUUUGCAUCGUUAUAUAUCGUCAAGACAUCUUUGGUAUCUUUCGGUCUUAGCUCUUUGAAAAAGAUUUAUUCUGGCUCGAUCGCUAUUCUGGAGAAUAAAAAUUUGUGUUAUGCGCAAAGUAUUAAUUGGAAUAAAAUAAAAAAAUCAUUCGAACAUGAAAGUCUCUUGUCGAAUAAUCGAAACGAAAGCGAAUGCAUUAAGGAUGGCCUUGUAUGUGAUGAACAAUGUUCGAAUGAAGGAUGUUGGGGACCAGGACCGGCACAGUGUCUGUCGUGCAAGAACUUUAUUUUAGGAAAUGAUUGUCUUCAAGAUUGUACUGCGCCAGGAAUUUAUCAAGCGGACGAAAAGAGCUGUAAAAUAUGUCACGAAGAAUGCGAUGGCUCCUGCGUUGGUCCUAAUGCCGACCAAUGCGUGAAAUGCAAACACGUGCAAGACGGACCGUUCUGUGUGCCCGAGUGCCCAUCCUCGAAAUACAACGACAAAGGUCAAUGCAAACACUGCCACGAGAAUUGCGAGGGCGGUUGCGAGGGACCAGAAAACAACAUAGGCGCCAAUGGAUGUCAUAGUUGCGAAAAGGCAGUUAUAAAUGGCCACAUACCAGAGAAAUGUUUACAAAAGAAAGAACCAUGUCCUGAUGGACAUUAUUAUGAAUUUGUGAGUCCGGUGGAGCAAGGUCCUUUAAAACUUCUCGCUGGAAAAGGAGUCUGUCGUAAAUGCCAUCCACGUUGCAAGAAGUGCACAGGAUACGGUUUUCACGAGCAAGUAUGUCAACAAUGCACCAAGUUCAAAAGAGGAGAACAAUGUGAGGAUGAAUGUCCUGCUGAUCAUUUUGCGGAUGCCGAUACGCAACUAUGUAUACCAUGCUUUGGAGAAUGCCGAGGAUGUUUCGGACCAGGCGCUAAUCAAUGUUACAAAUGCCGGAAUUAUAAAAUUUAUAUUGAUAGGACAGAUGAUGUUAACGAUAAUUCAACGUCCUUCAACUGUACGGAGACUUGCCCACCAGAGUAUCCUCACAAGAUAUUUCCACAAGACAGUGAGCCAUAUUGUUCGGUAGAAACAAUAGGCCUUGGCUAUCAAAUGGAUAACGAUUUUCAUCCAGCUGUUUUGGCCGGGGUUGUGGUCCUAUUAGGAUUAUUCAUUGUCAUUGUCGCUGUUUCAUUGUACUUCUGGCGAGUAAAAACGAAAACUAAGGAAAAUACGGUAAAGAUGACGAUGGCUUUAACUGGUUUAGAUGAUAACGAACCGCUUCGACCAACGGGUGUAAAACCAAAUCUUGCUAAACUGCGAAUUAUUAAGGAAGAGGAGAUGAGAAAGGGUGGUAUACUGGGUUAUGGUGCUUUCGGUAAUGUGUAUAAAGGUGUCUGGGUGCCCGAAGGGGAGAAUAUAAAAAUUCCUGUCGCUAUAAAAGUUCUCCACGAUGGUACAGGUGCAAACACGUCCAAAGAAUUUCUGGAUGAAGCUUAUAUUAUGGCUAGUGUCGAGCAUCCGAAUCUGCUGCAGUUACUUGCAGUAUGCAUGACGUCGCAAAUGAUGUUGGUCACUCAAUUGAUGCCUUUAGGCUGUCUGUUGGAUUUCGUACGCAGGUACAAGGAUAAAAUCGGUUCGAAGCCGUUAUUGAAUUGGUGCACACAAAUCGCGAGAGGUAUGGCUUAUCUAGAAGAGAGAAGAUUGGUCCAUCGAGAUUUGGCAGCGCGAAAUGUCCUUGUGCAAACUCCUAAUUGCGUGAAGAUCACUGAUUUUGGUCUUGCUAAAUUAUUAGACAUUAACGAGGAACAAUAUAAAGCUGCAGGCGGAAAGAUGCCGAUAAAGUGGUUGGCAUUAGAAUGCAUUCAGCAUCGAGUGUUUAAUCACAAAUCGGACGUGUGGGCCUUUGGAGUAACCAUUUGGGAAAUUCUUACUUAUGGUGGUAGACCAUACGAAAAUGUCUCUGCUCGAAACGUACCCGAGUUGCUGGAGAAGGGUGAAAGAUUACCGCAGCCUACGAUUUGCACGAUUGAUGUAUAUAUGAUCAUGAUUAAAUGUUGGAUGCUUGACGCCGAGUCUAGGCCUAGUUUCAAGGACCUAGCAGAAGAUUUUGCAAAAAUGUCUAGAGAUCCUGGUCGAUAUCUUGCUAUUAAAGGAGAUAAGUAUAUGAGAUUGCCUUCAUAUACACUACAGGAUGAAAAAGAGAUGAUACGAAAUCUCGCAUCAGCGAUGGAUGGUCCCGAAGCUCUCGUGGACGCCGAUGAGUAUCUGCAACCUAAAACGCGAGCGCCGCUUCCCCCCACGAUUUCUGCAUCUAGCAUUUCCGGUUCGCCACCGAAUACACCGGUGAAGUUGUACUGGCCAAAUAGCAAGCCACUUGCGGCUGAUUCUCCAACGCCACAGAAUCAACAAAAUUGGGACAGAGAGCUUUUGAGGUAUGGUGGAAAUCAUGGAAAUGGAAACACGUCGCACGAAGCUGGCAAUUCCGGUCAACAUACGCAUUACACGCAUCCUAAUGGUCAUUGCGGACAUGUCACAGGAUCGGAUAACUCAAAUUCGAGAUACUGUUCAGAUCCAUUAAAAAUGGUCGGCGUUAGAGAUUGUGACGUAACGGAUGAUUGUUUCGAUACAAAAGUGAAUACCGCACAUCAACAAGCUCAAGUAGGGAAUUUAAAAUUGGAUUUGCCAUUGGAUGAAGAUGAUUACCUUAUGCCAUCACCACAACUGCCAGCUAAUACGACACAAUAUAUGGAUCUUAUUGGGGAAUCUAAACCAAUAGAAUCCGAACCGAAACGGUUAAAUAAUGGUUUUCGGAAGUAUCCAGAUUUCCUAAUGAUUCAAGGAAAGACAUCACUGGACAAUCCGGAAUACAUAAUGUCACAAGAUGAGGGUCCACUUACGCCUCAAACUUUAGGUAUUCCUACGCCGGAUUUAGAAAAAGUUUUGACAAAUGGCGCCUUUGGAUCUCAAGUUAGACAGCGAAGUUCCGAAGAAGAAUCAGAUCAUGAAUAUUACAACGAUUUUGAUCGGUUGGAAAGAGAAUUGCAGCCAUUAAAACCUUUUAGGAAAAAUGAAACUACGGUAUGAUUUCAGUAAUGUAAAAAGAAGCUCAAGAUUCUACGGGACCAAGAAUAAUUUUCGAAAAAGUGAAUUUUAAAAAGAAGUGACAAAACUUUGGGACGUUUUAUCAUUGAAGUAUCAUUUGAACGCAUCAUAGUUACUCAAUGUCUAAGGACAGAAUUCAUUGUACUUAUAAAGGACACUUCGCUCAAGUGCCGUGUUUGAUUGUGAUUAGAUAUAAGCUAGAGACUCGUGCGUAUUAUGGGAUAUAAAUAGAAAUGGAAAAAAUUAUAAUGACAUACAUGAAGGAGAGUCGCGCGAUGGCGAUACUCGCAA
This is a messenger RNA of Pogonomyrmex barbatus (red harvester ant), 5877 nucleotides long. RefSeq names its product epidermal growth factor receptor (gene Egfr). The record is from RefSeq and is a predicted model, not a curated record. Gene Ontology annotation, cellular component: signaling receptor complex; plasma membrane; basal plasma membrane. NCBI's taxonomy places the organism in Eukaryota, Metazoa, Arthropoda, Insecta, Hymenoptera, Formicidae. Gene Ontology annotation, molecular function: ATP binding; transmembrane receptor protein tyrosine kinase activity. Gene Ontology annotation, biological process: neurogenesis; positive regulation of cell population proliferation; positive regulation of kinase activity.